Messenger RNA from Chaetomium strumarium, 1716 nucleotides. RefSeq lists its product as uncharacterized. The coding region runs from base 288 to 1598 and encodes 436 amino acids. The record is from RefSeq and is a predicted model, not a curated record. The transcript has a single exon. NCBI's taxonomy places the organism in Eukaryota, Fungi, Ascomycota, Sordariomycetes, Sordariales, Chaetomiaceae.
GCACCGCGGCGUGCAUCACCCAUUUCGCAUCUUCACAAAGCAUUGCUCACUCAUUAGAAACACUUCAAAAGCUCGAAGAGGACUGCAGGAAAGAAGUCAGGCUCGCGCAUCGGGAAUGGUACGGAUCUAAGCUGCCGACUUGGGCCCCACUACGUGUCCAGGGUGCUGGUCGACCGUUUUCGAGAGCUCGCUAGCAACCCGCCAGACGGGAAGCUGUGUAGGCACAUCCCGUCCGCACCUUCUACCUCUCGGAAAAGACGGGACGCAACCACUUCUGCUUCCGCGGUAUGGAACAACCCACGCCACUGAUGGGCCCUGGCCCCAAUGGGCUGGCACCUGCCCCAAACCGUCCUCCAGCACCAGCUCGGAAGCGGAGUUCAUCUGGGGCAGGUGGGUUGUUGUCCAAAUUUCCCUUCAUGCGCUCCGUAGGAGAGCACCGUCCCCGAUCCCGUCGAAACACAAUCGAGAGCGAGCCCGGCGGGCAGGCACCUUCGCUGCCGACGCCUUCCUUCGUCACGAUCCCUGCCGAAGAGCCUCAGCGCCAAGUCGCGGCAGCCGGCGCUGCGCCUCCGGCACUGCCUCACAUCAACCAACUUCAGAGCUUGCUGUCGCCGCAACAGCAAAAAACACGACGACGUAGGGGUUCGUUGCGAAAGGUUGCCCUGCUCGGUCGCGGAGCUCAGCGUGAGCGGCGCGACAGCCGGAGUUCUACCAUCGAUCCACAACUCGAAGUUAACGGCGCAAACGGGAGACCCGCCGAGUCAGCGGUCUCCGGCGCAGCGGCGCUUACAUCAAGUCCGGUGCAGAUUGAUGGAUCCCCUAGGGAAAUUCCGAUGAGGAAAAACAGCGGCGGCGAUCCGUUGCCACUGGGCCUGGGAAUUUCAGAUCUAACACCGCGUCCCAGCAUGGACGGGUACGCGAUCCGGUCCGACACGUCCACCCCAGACCCCGUCACGCCCACAGCUGCUCCGGCACCGCGCAAGUGUGUCCCUGAAUCGAGCCCAAGCAUAAACUACAGCACCACCGACGAUGAAGAUGCGCUGCACAUGGCCCGACGCAACGGGCCCAUCACCGUCUCCAACCAAACCCCCUCCACCCUAUCCCUCUCCUCGACCGCAAGCCUAGUCCGCCCCGAGCGCGCCUCUGUAUCCUCAGGCUCUGAGUCCUAUUACCUUGGCCCACCCCACGCUCGCCCUCCAGGAACGGGAAACGGUGGCCUCCCGUCCAUCCAGCGACGCCGAAGUGUCAACCAGCGCGCUAAAUCCCCGCUGGCCUUGAGCUCACUAGCAGCCCCGCUGUCGCCGCCCGACGCAGACUGGGACUACGCUGAGACGGAGUGGUGGGGGUGGAUCAUCCUCGUGGUGACGUGGUUUGUGUUUGUCGUCGGCAUGGGCUCGUGUCUUGGCGUCUGGAGCUGGGCGUGGGACGUCGGGACGACGCCGUACGCGCCGCCCGAGCUGGAGGAUGACCCCACGCUGCCCAUCGUCGGGUACUACCCUGCGCUGAUGAUCCUCACGGGCGUCAUGGCCUGGGUAUGGGUUGUGGUUGCCUGGGUGGGUAUGAAGUACUUCAGGCAUGCGCAGGUGAGCGGAGAUUGAGUCAACUUGUAAUGCGUUGGGCACGAUGAUGGCGGGAGUUUUGUUGUCUAACGGGAACAAGCGUUUGUGUUACUACGUAGAGCGUCAAAUUUACAGAUACCCAUGUGUGAUGGUUAUU